This is a messenger RNA of Ruditapes philippinarum (Manila clam), 3554 nucleotides long. RefSeq lists its product as uncharacterized. NCBI's taxonomy places the organism in Eukaryota, Metazoa, Mollusca, Bivalvia, Venerida, Veneridae. The record is from RefSeq and is a predicted model, not a curated record. The transcript is spliced from 5 exons. The coding region runs from base 201 to 1697 and encodes 498 amino acids.
UUAAAAGACCUUACAUAUACCCAAAGCAACAUACAGAAAGAUAGACUUAUAAUGCGUAAAGGAAAAGGAAACCCAUGCAUCAGAAUGUUAGAUGAUUCUGUGACAAGAUUUUUGCUGUCUUUCUUUAUUUGUCUUGCUCUCCGUUGUGGAAAAUACAUCAGUUUCAUAUACUCUUCAGUAUAAAAUACAAUCCUUAAGUCAUGGAUAAAACUGGAAAGACUAGUGAAAUGAAUUUAAGUAAUGAGGGCCAAAAUAGGAACUCUAAAGAACUUGAGGAAAGUAAAAUUACACUAGAGCAGCAAACUGAAAGACCUCUAAAUCAUUUAGAAAGUCCAAGUGUAAAAGAAUGCAGUGGUGGUGGUGAUAUAAAUAAUGAAGAUUUUAAUGCUUUAGGGGUCCACCAGGUUGAGUUCGGUGCAACAGGUGUUUGCCCUCGUAGCCAGUCCAAGCAACAGGAAGAGACUGGUCAUGUAUCCAGGAACUUGGAACAUUCUGAAGGUAAUACUUCAUUUCAAUGCUGUCAGCCUGUAUGUUCCAUAUUGAAGGGUGAGAAUGACAGCCAUGUGGAGCAAAUGAAUGGCAAUGUGGAAGAAUCUGAAAUGGAUGCCUUGAAAGGUCGAGAUUCAGAUGAAAUUUUGGAGCUUACUGUAAAUGAGUCUGAAAAAGAUCAUAAAUACGUUUAUUUAAGAAUGAGAUAUUUAAUGUUUUCGUUUUUCAAAGGGAACACCAAGUGUUUAGAGAAAAUUGACAAACGUGCAUCAAUUCUUUAUGGAUACAUCCAUCCAACAAAACCUAUCAUUGAUCUUUGGGCAGUAAGAAUAAGUGUUUCAUUUAUACCAGCAGAAGCAAGGGAAGAAGCUUACAGAUUUGGUACAUUCUGCUUGAGAGUUGAUCUAGAAAGAGGUAUCAGUAUUUUAUUAGCCAGAGAAGGGUUUUUCUGUAACAAUAAUUCAGAUAUAAUUUGUGCUUUCUGUGGACGCUCAUUACAGCAGUAUCAUCUACGUCUUGGAGACAGACAUUUGAAUGUCUUCCUGGAAAGGCAUAGACAUAUCUGUAAUUUAGCUCAUAACAUUUCAAUGGCUAUCUAUGGAAUUAACCUUGCACAUCAUGUGCAAGUUAUGCAAGGAAACCAUGAUAGUUUAUGUGUCUCAGGAAGCCAUUACCAACAGCAGGGAGUAUGUACAUAUGCUCAACAGAUACGUAGACCUUUUUCAAAUAUUGUUCCCUCCGGAACAAUUAACAAUGAAACUCAACGAUUCCUUCCAUGGCCAAACCUAGUUGAGCAUCAAAGAAUGGAUGGAAACAAUAGCAUUCCAAGAAAUGCAGAUGCUGUGCAAAUGGAAAAUCAAGAGUCUAAUCCACGUCAGGAUCAAUCAACAACAGAACACUUGGCAAAGACAACAAAAUCUGGUGCUCCUGCCACUACUGUUCAAGGAUCAGCAACAUUACAGGCAGAUUGUUUUAUGACAGGAGCUACUGGUACUUCAGCUGAUCUACCAAGUUCUCAAAGUGAAAGGGAUAGAGUUACAAGAGUUGAUGAUAUUGUACAAGCUCUUGUAGGCUCUAGUAUUGGGACAACAGUUAUUGGUCUUGGAUUUACAAGAGGAGACGUUGUAGAUGGUAUACGGAGACUACUUAGAACUGGAGAACGAGUUACUGCUGACAGUAUCAUUUGCGAGAUAACAAAGAGAAUGUAAACAUUAGCGUUCAAUUUUCAUGAGGAAAUAUUUUAACACCUGUGCUUAGAGAUCAUGAUAAAAAACAGUGUAUAACAUUAAAAGGUAACAUAGGACGAGGUGGGAAUACAUUACUGGGAAAAAGAUGGAGAUUCAUCAAUUUAGUAACAGAUACAUUAAAAUAGAGACAAAUAUCAGUUAUACAUGGAUAUAUCGAUAUAUACUCCUAAUUUCUUGUGUAUAAUUUACUUUCAUAUAUGUUCUGUUCAUACAAAUAUGUUGUGCCCUGUUCAUUUAUGUCCUUUGCAUUAUACUUUCUAACCAUUUUUUGUCGUCAUUUUCAAAGGUGUAUAGAUUAUUGAUCAACAGAAAAAUAACAACGAUACAUCAGUAUUGUUUCUGUUAAUGAUAGCUUAUUAGAAUAGACUAGGGCUAGGGCUUAUAUAGACUAGGGCUUCCAUUUAGUUACAAAAGUUGGAAGUCAGAGACUGCAAAAUGUCUUAAACUUGAAGUCACAUUAUAUAAGAAAAGUAGGAAUUGGGUUAUAUUUUGGAAGUACCAGGCCAAAAUCAGAAGUUAAUAAUGACUCCCAAACUUUCAGUAAUGGAGACAAUGAAAUGAAAAGAUGAUUUUAAUUUUUGAUAAUUUCGACUGAUUUGAUACACUUACUAUAUAAUACUCUGUUCUUCACAUAUAUGAUCACAGAUAAGUAUAAUUAGAAAUCCUCUACUUUCAUCUAGUAAAUCUACUUCAGGAUUUUCCUGAUUUAUUGGUAAUAUGUGAAAAGACAGUUCUAAAUAAUGGCCUAAUUCAUUCAAUCAUAUAAAUAUGAAUAGCAAGUUUAUAGAAUGAUAAUUUGUCAAAUAAAUGUCAUUUCUGUAUUUCGAAUGUUUAUAGAGUGAAAUGCCCUAGUAAAUUUAUAUUAGAUACUAUGUUCUUGUUAAUUUAACGUAUACAAAGGUAUGCAACUAUUAGGCCUACAUUGCAAGAUAUGAUCAUGUAAUUGUAUAGUAAAGAUGCAAAUGAUGCUGUCUUUCAAAUGUUUUAACUAUUCUUAUAUUCUAUAUGAUAUUUUUGUAGUGUAUAAGUUAGGAAGAAUGUCUAACAUGAAUUGUUUGUUUAUAGAGUUAACAUCAUAGAUAUAAUGCAGAAAUAUAUAUUUAUAAAAUAAUUGUAGCAUUUCAGUAAGACGAUAUCUGAUAGUUAUAUAAUGGGUAUAAUAAUGUGUUAUAUAAUAUGUAUAAUAAUAUUCAUAUCAUUGUUAAAGACCUCGUUGUAAUUAGCAGACAUAUCUGAAAGUCAUUUAAUGACUAUAAUUAUGAACAUUGUUAGAGGCCUUGUACUAAUUUAGCAGUCAUAUCGGACAGUUAUAUAAUGACUAUAAUAAUGAACAUUGUUAGAGGCCUUGUACUAAUUUAGCAGUCAUAUCGGACAGUUAUAUAAUGACUAUAAUAAUGAACAUUGUUAGAGGCCUUGUACUAAUUUAGCAGUCAUAUCGGACAGUUAUAUAAUGACUAUAAUAAUGAACAUUGUUAGAGGCCUUGUACUAAUUUAGCAGUCAUAUCGGACAGUUAUAUAAUGACUAUAAUAAUGAACAUUGUUAGAGGCCUUGUACUAAUUUAGCAGUCAUAUCGGACAGUUAUAUAAUGACUAUAAUAAUGAACAUUGUUAGAGGCCUUGUUCUAAUUUAGCAGUCAUAAGAUGACUUUAAUUUUUGUUUGGUGUUUACAUCACCUGAAGGACCACAUGCUCAAGUUUAGCAAAUAAGGCUCACUAUUUAAAUUUAUGAUUUUAAGUUUACUUUAAAAACUUUAUAUACUUUUGUUCUCUAUCAAUUUUUUUAAUGAUGGGAUUGACUUCAGGUUUCAAAUUGUUAUC